Molecule: messenger RNA, 435 nt
Organism: Morone saxatilis (striped sea-bass)
Lineage: Eukaryota; Metazoa; Chordata; Actinopteri; Moronidae
Product: growth factor receptor-bound protein 10-like
Biological process (GO): negative regulation of Wnt signaling pathway; negative regulation of insulin receptor signaling pathway; insulin receptor signaling pathway
Molecular function (GO): insulin receptor binding
Source: RefSeq, a predicted model, not a curated record
CCAGAGGAUGAUGUCGAUUUAGAGGCCCUGGUGAAUGAUAUGAACUCUUCGCUGGAGAGCCUGUACUCCACCUGCAGUGGUCAGCAGACAGAGUCAACCCCACUACUGCACAAUGGACAGACCUCUUCCUCACACCACCAUCAACAUCACACGCAACACAACCAUCCUCGGCAGGGUCAGCACUCACAUGCGCUAAGCCACGCCUCCCCAGAGCUGCCCUCCUCCACGUCCGUGGACUCCCACCAAACCGGCCUCCGGCGGUCACAACCCAUGCACAUCCUUGCUGUCAGGAGAUUGCAGGAGGAGGAGCAGCAGCUGAGGACAUCAUCUCUCCCGGCCAUCCCCAACCCCUUCCCCGAGCUCUGUAGUCCAGCAAGCUCCCCUGUCCUCAGUCCUGGCUCCCUACCUCCUGGAGAACCCUCCACUGGCAACUAU